Messenger RNA from Linum tenue, 2184 nucleotides. NCBI's taxonomy places the organism in Eukaryota, Viridiplantae, Streptophyta, Magnoliopsida, Malpighiales, Linaceae. The record is from the annotation of a GenBank genome assembly.
AUGCCUUCCAGAGCGAUCCUAUCUUCUCCACCGCCGCCGCCACCGUUCUCUGACCACCACCACCACAUUCCACGGCCAAGCUUCCUGCUGAAGAGCAGAAUCCUGUUCCUGUCCCUCACCAUCUCCGCCACCGCAGUCAUCAUCUUCACCAUCCUAUGCUUCCUCUACCACCUCUCCCGCUCCUUCCUCCACCACUACCACUACUUCCGCUCCCGCCGCCGCGCCCGCACCAUCCCCUUCGACGACUCCCCUCUCGCCGCCGCCAAGCUCAAGCGCUUCACCUACUCCGACCUCAAGCUCGCCACCAACGACUUCCACGACUCCUCUGUCAUCGGCCGCGGCGGCUCCGCCACCGUCUUCCGCGCCAUCGCCCGGGACGGCAAGCUCUACGCAGUCAAGCGCCUCGACUCCGCCGCCCUCACCCUCAACUCCGAGCGCGAGUUCCAAAACGAGCUCCACAUCCUCGGCGGCCUCAAAUCCCCUUUCCUCGUCACCCUAUUGGGCUACUGCGUCGAAAAAAAGCACCGAUUGCUGGUCUACGAGUACAUGCCCAACAAGAGCCUGCAGGAAUGGCUGUUCGGCGAGGGCAAUUUGGGGAUGGAGGUUCUGACCUGGGAGAGGCGGUUCAGCGUGAUUGCCGACGUGGCGAGAGCGCUCGAAUUCCUCCACACGGGGUGCGACCCUCCCGUGAUUCACGGCGACGUCAAGCCCAGCAAUGUCCUCCUCGAUUUCGACCUCCGGGCCAAGAUUUCGGACUUCGGGUUGUCCCGGGUCAAAGGGGAACCCGGAUUCGGGCCCGAUUUGUUCACGAGCCAGGAUUUCGGCAAGAGCCAGGAGCUUUCCGGUAAUUUGACGCCGUUAGAGAGCAGUGCUGCGAACAACGAGGUUGUGGAUUUCGCGCUGGCUCUGCAGGCUUCUUCGUCCUCGAGCAAGGGAGGUGGGUACGCCGUGAACGGAAUGAAGUUCAACUCCGUCAGCUAUAACGGGGUUUUUGCAGUGGAGACGGGGAAGGGAAAGGAGGUUUCUGCUGCGGCGGUGGCGGGGGAGAAUGGCGGAGAUGAUGAGCAUAGCAGGGAGCUCAAUUGCAGCGUCGAUCAGGAGAAUCAGGAUCAAGAUCCGGCGGAGGAAAGCGGGAAGCAAUGGGGGAAAGAUUGGUGGUGGAGGCAAGACGGGAGUGGGGAACUGUGCAGCAAAGAUUAUGUGAUGGAAUGGAUUGGCAGCCAAAUUUGUCCUUCCACUAACCCUAAUUGGGAAGACCACGCGGCGGCUGCAACUCCGGACGCUCCUCCUCCUCCACCUCCGUCGCCGCCAGCUACGACCGCGGCAGCUACUCGGUCGGAUGGACUGGUGGAAGAGGAGAACUUUAAGGUCAAGAAGAACAAGAACAAGAAGAAUCAGAACAGGACGAUGAAGGAAUGGUGGAGAGAAGAGCACUUGGAGGAAAUGUGCAAGAAGGGGAGCAACAAAUUGAAAGCCAAUAAUCAUAUUCAGUUCAAAUGGAAGAAAGGGUUCAAGAUUCAUUUCCACCGUCGGAAGAAAUCGAUGGAGAAGAAGCAAGAACAUCACUUUGAAACAGAGUUGAACGGAGGGGAGUUCAGUUUCAGGGGAGCGUGGAGGAAGAAGAAGAUGAAUCGUAAUACGAAUCAGAAUGCCGCAAACGGAAGCGAAAUGUGGAGCGGGGAUUUGUUCAGCAGGGAACUGAGCAGCACAACCACGAGCAUGAGAGGGACAUUAUGCUACGUUGCGCCGGAGUACAGCGGCGGCGAGAAAUCCGAUAUAUACAGCUUCGGAGUUCUGAUUCUGGUGAUAGUUUCAGGGAGAAGGCCGCUCCAUGUUCUGGCUUCGCCGAUGAAGCUAGAGAAGGCGAAUUUGGUCAGCUGGUGCAGGCAAUUGGCACAGUCUGGUGGGUUGGAUAAUGUGUUGGAGCUUGUGGAUGAGAGGUUGAAGGGCGAGUACGAUAAAGAGCAGGCGAGUUUGUGCAUAAACUUGGCGCUGCUCUGCCUGCAGAAGAUGCCGGAGCUGCGGCCGGAUAUUGGGGAUAUAGUGAGGAUACUGAGAGGGGAGAUGGAGGUUCCGCCGCUGCCGUUUGAGUUCUCUCCAUCUCCACCUCCGCCUUCCAAGUUGUUCCACAAGUCGAGGAGAAAACAGAGGGCUAAUGGCGAUAACAACACUAGUACAGAGUAG